Molecule: messenger RNA, 1054 nt
Organism: Dermatophagoides pteronyssinus (European house dust mite)
Lineage: Eukaryota; Metazoa; Arthropoda; Arachnida; Sarcoptiformes; Pyroglyphidae
Product: CDAN1-interacting nuclease 1
Source: RefSeq, a predicted model, not a curated record
GUAGUUUUGAUGUUUGUUUUGUUUACAGCAAAAAAAAUUUGAAUUUUCAAACGAAUAUUGUUCGUAAUGAAAAAAUCUCUUUUCGAUUCAAUUAUUGAUGAUUUAAAAAGUUUAACAGAAAAAAAUGGCGUGAAUCAAAUGAAAAUAAUCAUCGAUGCUAUUUGCGAUAAAUAUUCAUUAGAUUUUUCACUUGUUUAUAGUUUGGUCAGCUAUGAAUUUCGUCGAGAAUUCCCGAAUAAAUAUUCGAAUACCAAAGCUAAUAUGCAACAAAUUCUUCAGGAAUGGAAGGAUACUACCAAUGAAACGUUAUCGAUUCUAGAAUUGGCACAAAAAUACAAUGUCAGUGCCUAUUCAUUGAUGCGAUUUAUUGUCAAUCAAAUAUCGCCGAAUAAAGAGAUUGCCAAACAAUGGUUGAAGAAUCCGAAUGAUUGUGAUAAUGGACGAUUAGCUUAUGAAAUUAUGGAAAUUAAUUUAUAUGAUAUGAUGGAUGGUAUUUUUACACAACAAAUGCGUCUAAAUGUUGGAUUGUCAUUUGAAUUGGAAAUUCGUGAUUAUCUUCAAAAGAAUAAGAUUUCAUUCCUAUGUGAACAACAACUACGCGAUCGAAACUAUGAUGUAACGCCAGAUUUUUGUCUUAAUCUACCAUUAAUAUUAGUACGAUCGAACAACAAAACUGAUGAUUCGAACGAUAAUAAUAUACGAUUAUUUCGAACAAAUCAAUUGGAUCAAAUCAAACAACAAUCAAUCGACGAUGAUAAACAGAUAAUAUUAAUCACUUGGAUCGAAUGUAAAGCAAUGUUUGCAUCAAUCGAAUGUCAUGUCGAUUAUUAUGAACGACAAUAUCAAUCAUAUAUUAAUCGUUUUGGUAAUGGUAUUGUACUUUAUAAACAUGGCCUAAUCGAUGAUGCUUUACCAACAGAAUUUACUCGUAAUUUAGUUAUCAUCCAACAGAUGCCAGCAUUUGUGCCUGAAAUUUGAUUUUAAUUUUUAAAUUUCGUUUGUAAAAAAAUCUUUUUUUGACUACCAUCUUUGCAUGAGGAUUAUUUUAUUUUUG